AUGAUCGACGACAAGUUUGCUAACGCAGACCGCUUUACCAUUCAGCGACAGAUCAACCCACAAUAUGAUGAAUCGAGUGAUGCUGAGCGACGGUCAGAGCCGAAACGUUGGCAGAAACAGCCUACCAUUGUAGCAAAGCGGAAUGCUCGUGAACGGACAAGGGUUCAUACGGUGAAUCAGGCUUUCGUCACAUUGAAAUAUCACCUGCCGUCAUUACGCAGUCAUACAAAGCGUGUAUCCAAGUUGAAAAUUCUCAACGCUGCUAUCCGAUAUAUCGACUCACUAGUGGACCUAUUAAAAACUUGCGACGCGAAUGCCUCUCUCACAACGUUUCCAAGCGAAAGACGUCAUCGUCACGCUCUUGCAGAAAUGAACAUCAAACACGAUUCUCCACUCCCAAUGAACAUAGCUCCGGAAAUAUGCAUCUUCCUCAUGGAGAUCUCCAAAGUCCUUAUCUUCCCGCUUACUAUAGAGCCAGCCAAAUCCAUGCUCGAUUACCCCCCUAUGCCAACUCCCAGCCCCGUAGCUCAAAUUUUGCAAAAAAUCGAUAAAAUCGAUAUCGAUCGAUGA
This is a messenger RNA of Cylicocyclus nassatus, 570 nucleotides long. The record is from the annotation of a GenBank genome assembly. NCBI's taxonomy places the organism in Eukaryota, Metazoa, Nematoda, Chromadorea, Rhabditida, Strongylidae.